AUGCAGUCUGAAAUCUACAAGAAAGAGGUACGUGACAGUUCAUAUUGUUAUUUUGGCAUAAAGCAAGGGAUUGUUAAUAGAUUGUCACAGUUAGUUGCUAAAGGUACGACAGUGAAUCAGGUAAUUAUGUUACAAUUCAAUAUUGAUGGAUUGCCAUUAUUUAAAAGUUCAAAGAUACAGUUGUGGCCAAUUCUGUGUUUAAUGGAACAUUUUGAUGGUGUGGUUGUAACAAAUAGGGAGCCGUUUACAGUUGCAUUAUACUGUGGAAAUAGCAAGCCGACUGAUAUUAAUGCAUUUUUGAAAGACUUUGUUGAGGAAAUAAAAGACCUUCAGGAAACAGGAAUCAUAUUUAACAAUGUGUGUUAUGAAAUAAAAAUUUCUGCUCUGAUUUGUGACACCCCAGCGUGA
Messenger RNA from Hydra vulgaris (swiftwater hydra), 408 nucleotides. RefSeq lists its product as uncharacterized. The record is from RefSeq and is a predicted model, not a curated record. Lineage: Eukaryota; Metazoa; Cnidaria; Hydrozoa; Anthoathecata; Hydridae.